Molecule: messenger RNA, 3462 nt
Organism: Electrophorus electricus (electric eel)
Lineage: Eukaryota; Metazoa; Chordata; Actinopteri; Gymnotiformes; Gymnotidae
Gene: ctdsplb
Product: CTD (carboxy-terminal domain, RNA polymerase II, polypeptide A) small phosphatase-like b
Molecular function (GO): RNA polymerase II CTD heptapeptide repeat phosphatase activity
Source: RefSeq, a predicted model, not a curated record
UUUUUAAUACGAGGGGCGGGGGAUGUUAGACACUAGUGUGCCUCAGGUCUGCCUGGUGAAUUUCAAACACUCACCGCCACCAUAUUGGAAAAAAAGAAUAGCGUUCCUGAAAACAAGACAUUGGAGUGGGGCUUUUGACGAUAAACCGACUGGAUAUCAGUUUCCCUGCGUUUGGAUCGGGCAUUUACACGACGAUUUCGAGGUCAUUUUCUUCCGUCCAUGUUUGUUAGUCAUUGGAUUCAUGGUAAAAUAGCUAGCUAACGUUAGCUAGCUAGCUAGUCUGUUCCAGGCAGUAAAACCCCUAACUAGUUAGCUGGCUAGCUAGCAACACGGCUUUUAUAAGGCGUUCGAAGUUUUUUCCCCUUCAUAACGUUUGUAGCUAGGUAAUAUUUAAAUAUGUCAAAUGAGUGUCUGCAAAGUCCCGUUGGGUGUUCAAAAUACUAGAUGGUUUAAGAGAUAGCGUCGGCGCUCCCUGUUCGCUGAAGCUUCAAAACAAAUUGGUUUCCCUGCUCAAGCGACUUCAGUUAGCAACAAGCUAUCUCCUCAGGACUCGCCUCUGUUCCGUUAGCUCGUUGGCUAACUAGUCUGUAAUUGAGGUGGAGAAGAAUUGCGCUAGCUCACUGACUAGGCUCGCUGCUGGGGAAAAGGAAUAACGUCUGGGUUUCCAUGGACAACACGUCCAUAAUAACGCAAGUUACGAAUCCAAAGGAGGAGGAGGUACUAUCAUCAAAUCCUGAAAAAGUCUCGCUGUCCAGCAGCAGUCUGAGGAAGAAGAGUCGCCGCAGUCUCUUCAGCUCCUUCUUCUGCUGCCUGCAGAGCUAUGAAACUGAGCCGCCUCCCACCACCACCAACAACAACACCGGCCCCUUGCCUCCUCCCAUCGAGGAGAAUGGAGCUCCACCCAAGUGCGAGCAGGUCGAAGUCGCCCCCGUGCCCGCUCCUCCAGAGAAGUACCUCCUCCCUGAGGUGAACAUCAACGACUACGGCAAGAAGUGCGUGGUCAUAGACUUGGACGAGACUCUAGUACACAGUUCGUUUAAGCCCAUUAGCAAUGCAGAUUUCAUUGUCCCAGUGGAGAUAGACGGCACAGUACAUCAGGUGUACGUACUGAAGAGGCCGCACGUGGAUGAGUUCCUGCAGAAGAUGGGCGAACUGUUUGAGUGCGUGCUCUUCACAGCGAGCCUAGCCAAGUAUGCUGACCCAGUGGCCGACCUGCUGGACCAGUGGGGGGUGUUCCGGGCACGACUCUUCCGAGAGUCCUGUGUGUUCCACAGGGGGAACUAUGUGAAAGACCUCAGCCGGCUCGGGAGGGAGCUGCACAACGUCAUCAUCGUGGACAAUUCUCCCGCUUCCUACAUCUUCCACCCAGAGAAUGCUGUUCCAGUGCAGUCUUGGUUUGAUGACAUGGCCGACACUGAGCUGCUGGACCUGCUCCCGUUCUUUGAAGGACUGAGCAAAGAAGAGGACGUGUACGGAGUCCUGCAGAACUUCAGAGGCAGGUAGCAAGCUGAGCUGCCAUGCCUCAAGGGGGCACCCUGGAGAGGAGUCUGGCGGAGGGCAGCUGGUGGGCAGUCUGCCUCCAUCUCUUUCCUACUCCAUCCCACCCCUGAGACGUCACCCUCCGGCACCUCAACACUCACUACCAGGUUCAGCAGAGCCAUGUCUGCCGCACCCACCACGGGGACCCUUAUAGUGUGAUGAAAUUCCACUACACACAGACCUUGACUGCUCAAGAGACUCAAAUUUGGCUCUCCUGUUAAGUGCUUAACAAUAAACCAAAAACACAACUCCUUUUUUUUUUUAUCUCUUGUGAAAUGCGAGAAAUGCAGAUCUUUGGGUUGUUGCUAUGCAGGCAGGCCCUGUGGCCUGCAGAUGUUAAAAGGACUGGGUUUUUUUUUCCUUCACUUCCCAACCAAGUGCCUUUUUUGAAUGUCGUUUUUAUGGGGAAAAUAAGUUUUUUACAUGGCAUAUUUCCAGAGAAUUUUUUUUCAGAAUUCUACUCUUUAAAAACAGAGGCAGGUGAGAAGCAUUUUGUAAAGGCACUGUUACUGAGGCCAGAUGGGAUUUUUUUUUGUAAACUGUCAUGGGUAAAUGUGUCCGUCUGUGUUUCUUGUUUUCUUUUGCUUGUGCUAUCAUUCAGACAUGGUGUUUAUCGUUGAUUCUUUAUGGACAUAAAUGUUUGUCUUGUGAAAGCAAGGGAAUGCAUUUGCACUCGUUUUAUUUUAUGGAGGCAUCUUUGCUUUGAUGAGCAGUAGUCUGACAGUGAAGGUUACCCUGUGCCAAAAGACAGUGCUUCACAUCCCACUUUAUGCCAUUCACUUGCUGAAUCUUUCCAUCAGCUGGUGGAUCCAUUUACCUGGGUAACUGACUUUACAGAGUAUGGAAAUUAGUAAAGUUGGUUUUAUAUGGUAAAGGACGUGUCAAAAAUUUGUCUGGCCAGUUCAGCAAUCUCAAGAAAUGUUUGCAAAUUGGAAAUGAUGAUGAGUUUUAGUCCUCAGACUGCAGUUUAGAGGCGUCUUGAGUAGUCUGUGUUUGGUCACGCUGCUCGGACAUCAUGCAGCUCACCCCAUCUCUUUUAAUCCUAAUUAAAGGUGGAGUGUCAUAAGUGCACUCAUUACCUCUCAGGAUGCAUCAUUGCAAAUGUAUUCCUUGUUUUUCUUUUAGCAAUUUCUUUGUUUGGCGUAGUAACUUUCAUGAAGAGCGUGGUUUGAUUGAGCCGUCUGAGGCUUGCUUAGCUUGUGGUGUUAGGAUUAUUUUGAACUUCAGCCUGCUACUGCUGACCACACAGCAGGCUCCAGUACCUCACAGAUACCAGGGCUGUCAUCAGAGGGGUUGGGUUUGCGUGUCCAGGGCAGGAAGGGGGAGGAGGUGUAGGCAGGCGCGCGCAUCUAACCGGCCUCUUGAGGCCAGCGAGAUAAAGUCCACCUGCCACACCCUCCGCCGCACCAAACCCUUUGGUUCGGAUGGUAUCCUCGGAAAGAUAAGGCCUCGCUGGAGAGGCCACCCCCACAGCCAAGGAGAGCUGGAUGUGGCUCUGGCUGCUGUCUGGCAGCGUUGCUGGGUGGAGCCUCCCAUACCACGGAGCCUAGGAGAGGAGCGGCGGCGAGAACGCAAUAACCUCUCCACUCGUUUGCCACAAGCCACGGCGCUCUCACACACACACACACACACACACACACACACACACACACACACACAGGAACGCGCUCACCUCUAUCUAAUGAUUUGUCCAUUUUUGCGCUACCUCUCCAUCCUUCUUUUUCUCUGCAAACAAGGCAAGAGAGCAUCGUGUUGUUUCAUUAUAGUAUUCUGUCAGUAUUUGGUUUGUAAUGUUAACCGCCUAUAUUAUCCUGCUGCUGUUUUUAUUCCUGGUUUGGCCCUGCUCAGCUUCUUGUGUGGUUUCUGGUUUCAUACCUUGUCAUUUUUAGAUAAUCAUGGUCUUCUCGGUGUAGAAUAUGAGAA